Molecule: messenger RNA, 1736 nt
Organism: Priapulus caudatus
Lineage: Eukaryota; Metazoa; Priapulida; Priapulimorpha; Priapulimorphida; Priapulidae
Product: zinc finger protein 658B-like
Source: RefSeq, a predicted model, not a curated record
AUGGAGUCUUCCUACUUAGAUGUACCGCCUGCAGAAGGAGAGAAAUCGCACGUGUGUGAUACGUGUGGACACAGAUUCGCGCUACAAAAGCAUCUGCGGACCCACACGCUCAUUCACUCGGGAGAGAAACCCUAUUUGUGUGAUAUGUGUGACUACAGAUGCUCUCAGAUGUGUGAGCUGAAGCGACACAAACGCACCCAUACAGGAGAGAAACCCUACGUAUGUAAUAUUUGUUCAUAUUCAUGUUCUUGCUUGAGUGGUCUGAAGGUGCACUUUCGAACUCACUCAGGCGAAAAGCCCUAUGCAUGCGACACAUGUGAGUACAAAUGUACAUCAUCCUCUAUUCUCCAGAGACACAAGCGAACUCACACAGGAGAGAAACCAUACACGUGUGAUAUGUGUGACUACAGAUGCUCUGAAGUGGCUAAACUCAAGCGACACAAACGCACCCAUACAGGAGAGAAACCCUACGUGUGUGACAUUUGUUUAUAUUCAUGUUCUCGCUUGAGUAGUCUGAAGAUGCACUUUCGAACUCAUUCAGGUGAAAAGUCCUAUGCAUGUGACACAUGUGAGUACAAAUGUACAUCAUCCUCUAGUCUCCAGAGACACAAGCGAACUCACACAGGAGAGAAGCCCUAUGCGUGUGAUACGUGUGACUACAGAUGCUCUGAAGUGGCUAAACUCAAGCGACACAAACGCAUUCACACAGGAGAGAAACCCUACGUGUGUGACAUUUGUUCAUAUUCAUGUUCUCACUUGAGUGGUCUGAAGGUGCACUUUCGAACACACUCAGCUGAAAAGCCCUAUGCAUGUGACAAAUGCGAGUACAAAUGUACGUCAUCCUCGGCUCUCCCUGCACACAAGCUAACUCACACAGGAGAGAAACCCUACAAGAGUGACACAUGUGACUACAGGUGCACUCAACUAUCCAAUCUUAAGACACACAAGCGCACUCACACGGGAGAGAAACCCUAUGCGUGUGAUACAUGUGACUACUGGUGCCGUCACCUAUCCAGUCUUAAGACACACAUACGAACUCACACAGGGGAGAAGCCCUAUGCAUGUGAUACGUGUGAUUAUAGCUGCUCUCAAAUGUCUUGCCUCAAGCAACACACGCACCCAUGCAGACGAGAAACCGUAUGUGUGACAGCGUGUGAUAUUUGUUCAUAUUCAUAUUCUCACUUGAGUCGUCUGAAGGUGCACUUUCGAACACACUCAGGAGAAAAGCCCUAUACAUGUGACAAAUGCGAGUACAAAUGUACGUCAUCCAAAUCUCUUAAGCAACAGAAGGGAAUUCAUACAGGAGAGAAACGCUAUGCAUGUGAUACGUGUGACUACAGCUGCAGUCAACCAGCAAAUCUCAAGACACACAAGCUAACUCACAUGGGAGGAAAGCCCUAGACACGUGAUAACACACUGCCAAUGACAUAGCUACUGCUUGCACGUGAUAUGUGUGGAUACAUUUGCUUUCCAGGAUCGCUGCUAUUCUCAUGUUGUUUUACCCCCUCUCCCCAUCUUUUAUUUUCCCAUUGCUGAUCAGUUCUCAGAAGUGCUUAGUGCGCUAUAGAUGUAUAGAUAUAACUGCCAGUUUUGUUUUUAACUUGCUGUGCCUUUAGGGAAGGCCAGCGCCCGUAUAUAUUGCAUAGUUGACAAAGGAAUGCCGACUAGAGUAUGGCUUGUAAGUCUAAAAAGGGAAGUGUCAAAAAUCUGUGUGUGUGUGUGUGUGUGUAUGUGUG